AUGCAGAUGACCAUGCAGAAUGCAGUUCAGGUGUGGUUUGGAGAUGACCUUCCCUUAAGUCCCCGAAGUCCUCUGACUCCCAGACAUGGGCCGGGUUUGGCAGAUGUGUGCCUGUAUGACCAGUGGAUAGCUGUGCGGCACGAAGCCACGUUGGUGCCUAUGCAAGAAGAUUUGUCAAUCUGGCUGUCUGGCUUGUUGGGAAUAGAAGUCAAAGCAGAACAACUGCUAGAAGAACUUGAUAAUGGGGUACUACUCUGCCAAUUGGUUGGUGUUCUUCAAAACACAAUUAAAAAAUGUAGCUCAAACAACUUAAGGAAUUUUCCUAUGAGAAAAGUUCCAUGUAAGAAGGAUGCUCCAUCAGGAUCUUUUUUUGCCAGAGAUAAUACAGCCAACUUUCUUAACUGGUGUAGGGCCAUUGGAGUUGAUGAGACUUAUCUCUUUGAAUCUGAAGGUUUAGUUUUGCACAAGGAUCCAAGGCAAGUGUAUCUUUGCUUGUUGGAAAUUGGACGCAUUGUAUCCAGGUAUGGAGUUGAACCUCCUGUACUAGUGAAACUAGAGAAGGAAAUUGAGCUAGAAGAAACACUGCUGAUGACCUCUGGGCCCCCUUCCCCUGUUAGCACCGCAAAGUCCUGUUGUCACCAUGGGGAGCUACAUGAGGCAGUUAAACAUAUAGCAGAAGAUCCUCCCUGCAGUUGUUCCCAUCGAUUUUCAAUUGAAUACUUAUCAGAGGGACGUUAUAGACUGGGAGACAAAAUACUGUUCAUACGAAUGCUACAUGGCAAGCAUGUGAUGGUACGUGUUGGUGGAGGCUGGGACACCCUUCAAGGUUUUCUGCUUAAAUAUGAUCCAUGCCGAGUGCUUCAGUUUGCAACUCUGGAACAAAAAAUCCUGGCGUUUCAGAAAGGGGUCACCAGUGACAGUGUCCCCAGCUCAUCAGCUAGAAUUCAGGAGCCCCCUGUCAUGAAUCCAAUGUCAGCUGUCAGUAUGUUUCAAAAGCAACUAUCAAAACCCCCUACUCCUGUUUCAGGUCUCGGGGCCAGUGCCAAGAAGGCUUUAUCUAAACGUCCUCAGUCCCCUGCCCUGGCAUCACCAAAAGUGCCACUGCCCCCAUCCUCCACAGCCAAGUCAUUGCCAGUAAGGUCCAAAUUACAAGGGUCUUCAGUGACAGGCGUGCAGUCUCCUUUCAAACCGGUAGCUGGCACCUCAAAGAAACUGGAGUCCCCAGCACACGACUCGCCAGCUUCUGGUCCUUCGCAGCCUGUAAGCAAAAGCUCUUCAUCUGCAAGAACGAGAACGGCUCUUGUUCACUCCGAAAUGUUGCGCAAACGUAUUCGGUCCCCUGAUGCUCCCAAGGUGAAAUUUGCCCUGGCUCGGAGCUCCCCGGCACCAGUGCUGCAUCCUGUCCUCUCCUCUGAAAAACAGCUGUCUCACUUGCCUGGGGCAGCUGAAACGACAGCUUCGAAACAGAAGCAUGUCGCCACUAAAUUCGAACCUGUAGCUGUCACUAAAACCAAAGAGAAUUCGGUUGUUCCAAGGGCUGCCCGGCCGCCUGUUACAAAUCUGCGUGCUGUUGCCAAGUUUGCACAUUCUCAGCAGCUCCUUGUAAAACCGCCUGCUGAAAAUACUAUUCAGACCUCAAGAACUGGGUCUCAGCAUCCUCAGAAAGCUCCACAAACAGCUUCUGACUUGGCAAGGAACCUGAAAAAUGCUUCGGUCCUAAAACACUCAGCUUCUGCACCUUCCCUUGCAGUUGGCAAAGCAUUGAAGUCACCACCUACACUGUUAUCUACAAGCAAAAACGUAUCUUCAGCUGUCACUAAGCAGCCAAAUGUCAGUAAACACCCUCAGGUUGGACCUGCUUCAUCCAAACCUCCUGAACGCACUCCCUUAUCUGCUGUACGCCUUCCUCAAACUUCAGUCAAAGCAGAAGCGACCAAAAAGCCAGCGCAGCCUUCCACAAAAAGUCAGCCUUCAACCAAAAGCUUGCAAGCAAAUGAAAGCUUGGCCCCAGCAGCCAAGAAGCCCCUCCCCAAGGGAAAAUCAGCAACGGCGUGUAGCAAAGGAACGCCUGGUGUAUCAAAAGGUCCUCUUACAAAAAGCAGGCAAGAUGAUCACUAUUUUGUUAUGACGGGGAGUAAAAAACCCAGAAAGUAA
Egretta garzetta (little egret) is the source of this 2154-nucleotide messenger RNA. RefSeq names its product growth arrest specific 2 like 3 (gene GAS2L3). The coding region runs from base 1 to 2154 and encodes 717 amino acids. Gene Ontology annotation, biological process: actin crosslink formation. NCBI's taxonomy places the organism in Eukaryota, Metazoa, Chordata, Aves, Pelecaniformes, Ardeidae. The transcript is spliced from 8 exons. Gene Ontology annotation, molecular function: microtubule binding; actin filament binding; cytoskeletal adaptor activity. Gene Ontology annotation, cellular component: actin filament. The record is from RefSeq and is a predicted model, not a curated record.